GCAGUCUCAUCAUUUGCAGUCCCUGCUGAAUACUGUUUGACGGGCCUGGCCCAUUUUUCUGAAAUUCAUCGUGGAAAUGAUUGAGAACCAGAGAAUGGCUAUCCUCGCACAAAAGCAUAUUAACGGUUAACGGUUUCAUUUGUUUGCCCAAAUCCCAAACGGACAACUCCUUCUCUCUUCCUUAGGCAUGGCAAUUCAAGCUAAAACCCCUUUCUCUCUCCACUCUCAUCAUUUCCAUCUCCCUCCUCUUCGAACGCCACUCAGAUCACCGGCCAAAAGCUCCCCUAGAAAAUCUCUCAAGCUCAUUUGCAAAUCCAGCGGUGAAGAUGAUUAUUUGAUUGAUGCUCCAGUUUCUGCUGGAGAUGGCUUUUCUUUUAGUGGAGGUAAAUAUUCAGAUGAGCCUAGCCCAGCUGAUGAAUGGUUUAAGGAAGGAAAGAUAGUGAAAGCUCAUCUUGUUGGUUCUGGUGAGAAGGCAAAAGAUCCUAUAUUUGGACUUAAGAUGGGUUCUGGUUCUCAGGCCUCAGAUGAUCUUUUCAGAUGGUUUUGUGUCGAAAGUGGAAAUUCCAACAACCCCAUGGUUGUACUAAUUCAUGGCUUCCCUUCACAGGCAUACUCGUAUCGCAAAGUUCUUCCUGUACUAUCUAAAAACUAUCGUGCAAUUGCUUUCGAUUGGCUAGGCUUUGGAUUUUCAGAUAGGCCUCAACCUGGAUAUGGGUUUGACUAUACUUUAAAUGAAUAUGUUUCAUCCUUAGAGUCUUUGAUUAAUGAAAUAUCCAAGGAUAAGGUCUCACUUGUUGUGCAGGGAUACUUCUCACCAGUCGCUGUCCAAUUUGCUAGCAAACAUCAGGAAAAGCUGACUGAUCUGAUACUCCUUAAUCCUCCUCUAACAGCCAAACAUGCCAACCUCCCGUCAACCUUGUCUAUAUUCAGCAACUUUUUACUGGGUGAAAUUUUUUCUCAGGAUCCUUUGAGGGCCAGCGACAAAGCCUUGACAAGCUGUGGUCCUUAUCAAAUGAAGGAAGAUGAUGCAAUGGUGUAUAGAAGACCCUAUUUGACAUCUGGUUCUGCAGGCUUUGCACUUAACGCAAUUAGUAGGGCCAUGAAGAAGGACCUAAAGAAUUAUGUGGAGGAAAUGAGGUCAAUACUUCUGGACAGAACUUGGAAAGUUAGAACCACGAUAUGCUGGGGCCAAAGAGAUCGUUGGUUAGGCUAUGAUGGAGUUGAAGAUUUCUGCAAGGAUUCAAAGCACCGCCUGAUUGAACUUCCCAUGGCAGGGCAUCAUGUACAAGAGGAUUGCGGUGAAGAACUUGGAGGGAUCAUUUCUGGAGUUAUUAGCAAAAGGAGCUGAACUAGAUGAUGCCAUGCAAUUAUAUAUGAUAGCUGAUAUUCCAAAAACUAAUGUCAUAUCCUGGGAAAAAAGGCAUCCUGGAGUUCUAUGCAUCUUAUGUUUUGAGAGCGUAUCAGGUGGAUUCACCCUUAUAAUUAUGUGUUGUGCUUUUUCUAUUCAUUUUGAGAACUGUUGUGACUUCAUACUCGUACCAGUCUAAUGAACUAAGUUUGUUUACCUUAAAAUGUAUGUUAUUACCUGUGGCACUACUCUAAAUUGUACUUCUGCUUGAGCAGAUGAAUCAAAUAACCAUUUAUAUUAGCAUUGUGAAAUGAAUUGAUUGUAA
Ricinus communis (castor bean) is the source of this 1673-nucleotide messenger RNA. Its product is annotated as cis-3-alkyl-4-alkyloxetan-2-one decarboxylase. Gene Ontology annotation, molecular function: epoxide hydrolase activity. The record is from RefSeq and is a predicted model, not a curated record. The transcript is spliced from 13 exons. Lineage: Eukaryota; Viridiplantae; Streptophyta; Magnoliopsida; Malpighiales; Euphorbiaceae. Bases 188 to 1348 code for a protein of 386 amino acids.